CUUGAAGGUAGCUUUAUAGUUUUUCCCCCAGUUAUUUUCAGUUCUUGUCUUGUGCGCUAACUUCAUAACAGCGUACUACACUGUGGCGCCACGCUAUCGCCAUAUGGCAACGUGAGCAAACAGAUAGUUAAUACCAUUUCGCUGAUUCUAUACAGGAGCGUCUAAAGCUGUGUUCAUCACUCAUAAGGGGUAUUUAAGUGAAAUAUUUAGGUGAAAAUUGGUAAAUCAACACGACUGUCAACAUUAAUGAAUACUGCAAAAGUGGGUGGGCCGGGUAAAUGUGGUGUGGGCUGAAAUAAAUAUAUUGUGUGAAAUGUAAAUAAAUUUAUUGAUUACUCGUGAACAUGUGGUCGCAUAUCGCUAUUAAUGCAAUUAAAGUACUGUACUAUGUGGGCAUGCAAGAAUUUAUCGCGGAAGAGUUCCGGGACAUGCCAGCUAGCUUUGGGCCAGAGAUAGCACCGGAUGGUUUACGGGGCUUCCUGGUGGUAGGCGAACCAGAAGAUGGUUGCGGGCCCAUGGCAAAACCUCCUACAGUGGAGAAUUUCACUGGGAAAUGGAUAGUGCUAGUUUCCAGGUUUAACUGUAGCUUCGAGGUGAAGGUGCGCAACGCUCAGGCGGCCGGGUUUAACUGUGCUAUCGUGCACAAUGUUAACUCCAGUGAGCUCGAGACGAUGUCAGCGAAGGACCCGGUAGGGAUAGAUAUUCCUUCGGUGUUCGUGAGUGACCUGGCGGGCCAGAUACUUUCCGAAGAGUACAUUUAUAUAAAUAAGUUUUAUAUAAUGGUGAACGGAGACCUUCCGUUUGACAUAAACACACAUCUGCUGCUGCCCUUCGCGAUAGUGGUGGUGCUGUGUCUCAUCGUUAUACUAAUAUUCAUGAUAGUGAAGUGUAUCAAAGACCGGCGGCGCGCUCGUCGGCACCGUCUGCCCAACCGCUCGCUCAAGAAGAUACCAAUCUGCAAGUUCAGCAAGGGAGACCCGUACGACACGUGCGCUAUCUGCCUGGAUGACUACCAGGAGGGAGACAAGCUGCGGGUGCUGCCCUGUGCGCACGCGUACCAUUCGAAGUGCAUCGACCCGUGGCUGACCCAGAACCGGCGCGUGUGUCCCGUGUGCAAGCGGCGCGUGGUGGCGGCGGGCGAGCGGGUGCGGGCGCGACCGCCGCACUCCGGCUCCGACUCGUCCGACACCGAGCCGCUGCUGGACAGCCAGCCGCAGACGCAGGGUGGUACUUUUGUGGCCCAACGCGAGAACCCGUUCAUGCGCGCGGCUCGCUACAUCGCCACGUUGAGACGCUCAGAGGGCAGGGCCACCACAGGCGACGCUGAGGCACCACACUCUACGGCCGCUGGUGCUGACAUUAAUGAAGAGACUGAGGGCGACCAUGAGCCGCUCAUACAGAACCCGGAACGAGCGAUCCCUGAGCGCAGACGUCGGCGCCAGCGUGCGAGGCCCCCCGCGGACCGCUCCACUACAGACCCACAAACCCCAGAGUUCGCGACCCCGCGGGGCUCGGCGGAACAACCCCUGCACCCCGACGCACCCUCAAUCAACGAAGCCAACGGGGAAAUUGGUGUGGCAGCCCUGCCCGCGCGACCCGAAGACCCAGAUCAUCACAUCAACUUAUGAAUAACACAUAUUCUCUUAUGAUUACGCUACAUUAGAUUACGGUAGACCUAACAAGAGCAUAUCGGUUUGGGACUUUCGCGUGUGACGCGAAACGUCAGCGAACUCAACGCGAAUUCGAGUUGCCCUGGUGGGUAUACCAUCACGUCGAAUAUAAAAGAUGUUGAGUAUAGAAUUAAUAGUGUAUUAUGAGAUAACACGCAUAAUAAUGUCGUCAAUAUAACAAAACACGAAUAACUACAAUGAACACGUGUUCUUCCUUAAACGGAGCAUCUGUUAAACUUAAGGGAAUAUUAUUUAUGAAAAAAAAAAAAAACACUUUUACUGCUCUACUUUUCAUAAUUUACAGCAUUUUCCUUCCAUAAAUAAAUAAUAAUUGCGCCCUGGCGACCUAACGGCUGACAUCAACUCACGCGACACUUUCGUGUCGAUAUUAACAUUUUAAAGUGUUACAAAUACGCUUCUAUAUCUAGUGCACCAUUGGCUUAGCGGUGCAACUAGAUUUUUUGAGAAAUAAAAGCGAUGGAGUAUAUCUUUCGCUGUUUGAAUUAAAAAGUUUACAAUAGUCAGAUAUUGAAAAUAUAUUUGCUGAGCCAAUUCCGCACAGAACCAUGUAGCUAGACAUAAUAGGGAUUUCCCGCAACUAUAAAGUAAGCCUUACAAUUAAGCUUGGCAUAAAGUUAUACCUGAGAAUAAAAUAUGCAAAAUGUUGACUAUAGCACUGUCAACACAAUGAUAAUUCUGAAGUUUUCCGAAUGACAAGCAGCUUUGCAAAUAAACGCGGGGAACGUUAUACGUCUGAAUAAACCAAUCAUAAGCAAAAUGUCUAUAUAUGUUAUACGUCUGAAUAAACCAAUCAUAAGCAAAAUGUCUAUUUGUAAACAUUUUGUAUAUUCUUGGCUUAUUCUCAGGUAUAAAUGUAUGCCAAGUUUAUUUGUAAGGCUAUAAGUGUUUUGCGUCUUAUCUUUAUAUACACAUUUGCUGGAACUAGUUGUUAUUCGCAUCGAAUUCGCUCGUCAUUCGCGGACCUUUAUACUCGUGUAAUAGAAGAAAACGGUGUGAAAAUAUUGAACUGUUCUGUUAUCUUGAGGAAUAUGAAAAAAAAACAACUGUUCAAGAAUUCAAUUAGAGAUAAGUUCAUUCCGGACCAUUGUAAAAAAAAGAGUUUAUUAUCCUCAAAACUUACGCCAAUAUGUAAGUGAAAUGAUCUGAUUUCGCUUACAAUAUACAAAUAUUACUCAUUUGGGCAGCGAAUUUUAUGUUGUUCUUUUUAUCAAUAUUAAAGAUACGUCUAAAAUUUGAAUGAUAUAAAGUUAUUGAUGUAACUUAUUUAAUUUACUGUCUAUCCAUUUCAAUUUAUAAGUUAAUAGGCUUUGUGUUGAAAUAAAUUCACGGAACAAAACAGAUAAGUACCUAAGUCUUUGAUUGAUUUUACUUUUCUGCGAAAAAUAUGACAAAAGUAAAUAAAAUAAUGGAAAUUUAUGACAACAUACCAACUAAAAAUAAAUAAACAUUUUUUUUUUCACUUUCAAGAAUGAUUUUCUGAGGGUUUUUGUUAUUGAAAUUAAUACUUAACGACCUUUGCCUCUCGUGUUCGAUGUCGAAACUGUAGGAACGCCGCCAUAGAUAAUAGAACUUGUAACGCAGAUGAAAUAUUAAAGUAUAAAGGUACAAUAAACACGGUAAAUUAUAUACUCCGAAUUUUAAUGAUUUUAUAUUCGAAAAUGUGUGUAGAGAGCAAAUCUUACGUUUAAUCAUUUCGUUCCAGUAUAUUGGGUUUUAUUAGCAAUAGUUGACUUUGUUGAAAUAUGUUUUGUGUCUUUAACGGAUAACUUUUAUGUUUAGUAGGUAUGGCCAUAUGUAUGAUAGAUUAUGUUUUUUUUUUUUAAUUUCCCUAGUGUUUCUUUCUAAUGUAGAUAUUAUAUCAAAUUAGGCCUACUCUAUAAAAUAAUUUAUAUUUAGAUAUUACUUAGAAUUGUGGGAAUAUGAUGACCAGUGGGAGGCUCCUUUGCACAGGAAGCCGGCUAGAUUAUGGAUACCACAAAGGCGCCUAUUUCUGCCGUGAAGCAGUAAUGUGUAAACAUUACUGUGUUUCAGUGUGAAGGGCGCCGUAGCUAGUGAAAUUACUGGGCAAACGAGACUUAACAUCUUAUGUCUCAAGGUGACGAGCGCAAUUGUAGUGCCCCAGAUUUUUUGGGUUUUUCAAUAAUCCUGAGGGGCACUGCAUUGUAAUGGGUCCUGCUCGUCUCGUCCGUUAUUUAAAUAAAAAAAAAUGUCGAAGUAUCAUUCGUUACAAUGGUUCCAUUGAAAUCUAUUUGUUAUUUUGAAAGAUUUUAAACGUUUAUUCACCAUGCUCAAGCUCUACAUUAUAGUGAAUGGUCAAGAUAAUAUAUAUAUGUCUAAAUGUAAAUUGUUUUAUAGAGAAGGCCUUAUGUUCUGUUAAUGUAGGUGUAUCUGCGUUUAAAUCUUAAGUUUAAAUUUUCUUCCAAUAUUUGUUGUAGCUGAUAUAAAAAGCCCUGUAUGGAAUAGUAUUAAAUAACAUUAACAAGUCGAUUCCAUAAACAAUGGGCAUCCUCAUUUCGACCAUACAUAAGGUUGGUAACACUUAUAGACGCUUUAAAGUCCGUCCCUUAAAAGUGUCUAACAGCGGAAUAUGGGAUUCUAUUUUAUAUAUUUACUUAGGUUCAAUGAGUAAUAAUCAAAUGUCGACUUAUCCUUUCUUUUAGCCAUUCUAACUGUUUAUUCAUUAAUUAACUAAAUGCUACAUUCGAAUUUUUAAAACGGAAUUAUUGUAAGUCUCGUUAUUUAUGUAUGAGAAAUUAUUGUAUUUAUUUAUAUGCUUCUAGGGAAUUAUUUUCAACUAACGCUUGUAUAUAAAUUGUAAUUGUGAUAUACAUGUUUAGUUCGUCGAUCUUAUUAUUGGACACUUGCAAUUUUAGGUUAAAACCAAAGAAAUAAAAUCGUUUGACACGAA
Messenger RNA from Leptidea sinapis, 4599 nucleotides. RefSeq names its product E3 ubiquitin-protein ligase RNF13-like (gene gzl). The transcript is spliced from 11 exons. Gene Ontology annotation, cellular component: nucleoplasm; cytoplasm. The record is from RefSeq and is a predicted model, not a curated record. NCBI's taxonomy places the organism in Eukaryota, Metazoa, Arthropoda, Insecta, Lepidoptera, Pieridae. Bases 345 to 1628 code for a protein of 427 amino acids.